AUGGUUGGUACGAAGAACAACCACAACGAGCAGGAAUCGAACGGCUCUGAUCAAAAUCAAAACACGAAGUUACGUUCUGAUGAUGUUGAUGAGACCAUGUGCGAUGCCGGGGACAAUGCCGAUGUCGCCGAUGACAUAACCAGCGCCGACUACUACUUCGACUCUUACUCACAUUUUGGUAUUCAUGAAGAAAUGCUAAAGGAUGUAGUGAGGACAAAGAGUUAUCGGGAUGUUAUUUACAAGAACACGUUUCUUAUCAAGGACAAAAUCGUUCUUGAUGUAGGAGCUGGAACAGGGAUCUUGUCUCUGUUCUGUGCCAAAGCAGGAGCUGCUCACGUUUACGCAGUCGAAUGUUCUCAAAUGGCUGACACAGCGAAGGAGAUUGUCAAGUCUAAUGGAUUUUCAGAUGUUAUAACGGUUUUGAAAGGGAAGGUUGAGGAAAUCGAGCUUCCAGUUCCUAAAGUGGAUGUGAUUAUCUCAGAGUGGAUGGGUUACUUUUUGGUUUAUGAAAAUAUGCUCGACACCGUCUUGUAUGCUCGCAACAAGUGGCUUGUUGAUGGUGGAGUUGUUCUACCGGAUAAAGCUUCUCUGUAUCUUACAGCCAUAGAGGAUGCUCAUUACAAAGAAGACAAAGUUGAAUUUUGGAACGACGUGUAUGGGUUUGACAUGUCAUGCAUCAAGAGAAGAGCAAUCACGGAGCCUCUUGUUGACACGGUGGAUGGAAACCAAAUCGUGACUGAUAGCAAGUUACUGAAGACCAUGGAUAUCUCGAAGAUGGCUUCUGGAGAUGCUUCCUUUACAUCUCCAUUUAAGCUUGUCGCAAAAAGGAAUGACCAGAUCCAUGCCCUUGUAGCCUACUUUGACGUAUCAUUCACCAUGUGCCACAAGAUGAUUGGUUUCUCAACAGGACCAAAAUCUAGGGCUACGCACUGGAAACAAACAGUGCUGUACCUUGAAGAUGUGUUAACCAUAUGCGAGGGUGAAAUGCUCACAGGAAGCAUGACCAUUGCGCCUAACAAGAAGAAUCCUAGAGAUGUCGACAUAAAGCUCAGUUAUUCAUUGAAUGGCCAGCAUUGCAAGAUCUCAAGGACCCAACUCUACAAAAUGCGGUAAAAGCUAUCUCAAAGGAAGCAGCAGAGCCAAAAUGCGGUAAAAGCUAUCUCAAAGGAAGCAGCAGAGCCAAUCUCCCACGAGUCUCAUUCGUCAUCUUGAGGCUGAGAAAGACAAUGCUCAUUUGUAAUUCUAUUGUUUCCUUUUUUGGCAGUGUUGCAGAACAGAAAAACAGAAAUUUCCCUCCUUGAUUCUAUAAAAAAGCCUCUCUCUUUCUCUCUCUCUCUCUCUCUCUCUCUCUCUCUGUUCCUGUAAACUAGACGUGGAAAUGGACAUAGUGGAGAAAAACAUUAAACUAGAACAAACAAUUAUAUCUGCAUAAAC
Molecule: messenger RNA, 1434 nt
Organism: Thlaspi arvense
Lineage: Eukaryota; Viridiplantae; Streptophyta; Magnoliopsida; Brassicales; Brassicaceae
Source: the annotation of a GenBank genome assembly